GGUGGGGAGGGGACCCGAAGGCGCGGGAACACGGGAGGGGCGGCAGCGGAGUCCCUGGGACCGGCUGGGCUUAGGAGCACGAGAAAGAAGGACCAGCGAGUGACUGAGACACUGACACCAGAGAAGGGAUCUGUGGGGGGACAGAGACGGCGACAGGGAGGACGGGUGUCGCUGGGAUCGAGCUCUGCACCGGGGGAAAAGAGCGGGACGUGGAGCAGAGAACAGCAGGCUUGGGGAAUCGCCCUGUGCCCUGCUUACAGGUGGUUCCUCUACCUUGUCAAAGUAGUUCCAGGAGUCUCCAACCCUCCGUUGCCAGUUACCAGGAUCAGCCCCCACCCAGACCAGUCUACCCUAGAAAAACUAUGACCCCAGCCAGCAUCAGGAAGCUGAGCGAGGUCAAGAAGAGAGGCCACCCUACAAGAGCAGCCCACCUGGCGCUUGACCGAGCGUUUACUUCCGUCCCCGGGACUUGGGUACCAGGGCUGGGAGGAAGGCACCCCAGCACUGACGAGGAUCGCUCAGCUGGCUAGGGUAGAGGAGGGGGAAGAUACUUGGUGGUCGUUUGUCCUCUCUCCACCUGUGACACCUGCAGGCCAGUGAGACAGGAACCAACCGGAGAGAAACGAGCCCGCUAGCGCCUCGGUCAGCCUCUUUCCGCCAUCUUCUGGCAACUAGACAGAAAGACAGGAGCAGGUGCCCGGGGGAAAGAGGCCUCUAUGGGGUUUGUGUUUGACCACCAACUGGCCCUAUGCCAGAUCAGCUUGAGGGAGCCACGCAUUCUUCCUCGGUGCCCUUGAUCUUUCUCUACUGCUUCUCCCUGGCCAGGGUUGGUCCAGCCCUCUCCAGGCUGGGCCUGAGUCACCCUCCAGGCAGGAAGGGCUGUGCAGAGCCCACAGUCACAAGGGACAUAACUCAGGCUGCAGAACCCUGCUGCCCACACCCCAACCAGACUCUCAUCCCAUCUCUACAGAAGGAAAGUGGGCAGCUGAACCCAGAGGAUCACAGGGAAUCACGUCGCUUCCAAGUCUCCAUGGCAGAAGAGGGGGCCAUCCUAAAGAUCACCAGGAACCUGAAAGACGCUGUCUCUGCCAUCCUCCAAGGAUAUGGGGAUGGGCAGGGGCCCGUAACAGACACCAGCGCUGAGCUACAUAGACUCUGUGGCUGUUUGGAGUUGCUGCUGCAGUUUGACCAGAAGGAGCAGAGGAGCUUCCUGGGGACUCGGAAAGAUUACUGGGAUUUCCUAUGCACAGCCCUGCGACGGCAUCGGGGACACACGGAGCAGACCAGAUUCGUAUGCUCCCAGGACAAGCUGAAGACCUCUCUAGGAAAGGGUCGCGCCUUUAUCCGACUCUGCCUCGCCCACGGACAGCUGGCCGAGUCCAUGCAGCUGUGCCUCCUGAGCCCAGAUCUCACUCGGGAAUGGUAUGGCCCCCGGAGCCCCCUGCUGUGCCCCGAGCUCCAGGAAGACAUUUUGGACUCUCUCUAUGCCCUCAAUGGAGUUGCCUUCAACCUGGACCUGCAGCGGCCAGACCUGGAUGAAGCCUGGCCCAUGUUCUCAGAGUCCCGCUGCUCCAAUCCCAGACAGACCCAGGAAAGAAGACCCAGAAAGCCCAGAGGUUGCCCAAAGGAGGUGAGCUGCUCCAGAGGAGAGCAACUACAGGGACCAGACGCCCGUGGAACCAGCUGUCUGCAAGAUGGAGAAGACCACCUACCUGGCCUCCCUACCCCCUUGCAGCAUGGCCAUCUUCCCACCUUUUUAGAACAGAAGAAAGGGGAUCCCAGGAGCCUCAGCUGUCCCCAGAGCAUUUGGGAAACAGAAGGGGAGGGAUUUGAGCUAGACCAGAAGGAGGGAGGCCCAAAGAAUAGGAAAUCCCUGGAGAAUUCAGCAGCCAGCAGCCAGCCACAGAGGGAGGGUGCUAAGGAGGCUCAAAGGGAGGUGACAGGAGAGGAAGAUGAAGGCAAAGGAAGUCUGUCAGUGACGGAAGGUCAGAGAACAACAGAGGGGACCCAGGAAAAGGCAGCAGAUGGGGACCAUGACCAAGGGCUGCUGACCCCCAGCCUUCAAGGAAGGGUAAAAGACACAGCAUUAGGGAACAGGCAGGGGUGGGAUCAGCCUAGUGUUCUAGGGCAGCCCUGGAUCCUGCAGAGCCCGGGAGGAAAGAACGGCUCCCCCACAGAGAAGCCACAAGAGUGGACAAGAGUGACCAGUGUGAGCAGGCUGGAGGAUCAAGCGGAAGUAUCCAUGCAGGAGGUGGCCAAGGACCCCACGUAUGGGCUCCGGCUGGCAAAGGAACAGGCCCAGCGCCAGGAGCAGCUGCUGCGGGCACAGGAAGAAGAGCUGCAGGCGCUCCAGGAGCAGCUCGUCAGGUGUCAGGCGGAAAGAGCCCAUUUGCAAGUGAUGCUGGAGCAGACGCAGCAGGAAGCCGAGAGGAGGGACGCCAUGCGUGAGAAGGAGCUCGAAGGGCAGAGGGACCUGGUCCAGGCCAUGAAAAGGAGGGUGUUGGAACUGAUCCACGAGAAGGACCACCAGUGGCAGAGGCUCCAACAGCUGUCUUCCGUGGCCCCUGGACACUGCGUGGGCUGCAACAAGGUCUUCAGGCGUCUGUCUCGGCGGUAUCCUUGCAGGCUCUGCGGAAGCUCUGUUUGCCAUGCCUGCUCUGUAGACUACAAGAAGAGAGAACAGUGCUGCCCAGCCUGUGCCCAGCGGGAGGAAAUCCAGGUCACCUGACCAAGAUCGCAAGAGGAGCCUAAGAUCACCCCCCACCUCCCUGCCCCCCGCAGCUCCCGCUCCCUCCCUGAAGUCUGACCACUCUUUUCUUCCGGAAGCUGAGGCACCAGCCCUGCUGUGAGGGGUAAAGGGAACAGCUGGCGGUCUGAAAAUAAGCCUAGCUCGGCCCUUUCCUGUGGAAGGGGCUGAGUGGAACACGCCUCGGCUCUAGAAGCUCUGUGUCCGAUGUGAGGAAGACAGGCUAUGAACUCUCUGUAAAGUCCCUUGAGGCACGAAGAGUUCGUGACCAUGAAUACGAACAGCCCCGGGGCCAGCUGUUUCCUAGCUACUCUCCUCUCCCCCACCACCCACAGGAAGUGAACCCAAACACACAGGGCUCUUCAGUCUUCCUUCCCAAUCUACUUCAGGGAUCAUUGGUCUGCUUCAUUUCUCACAGGUUUACUGGAGUGCUAUUGACGUAUAAUAAACACUGCAUAAAUUGGA
This is a messenger RNA of Peromyscus leucopus (white-footed mouse), 3211 nucleotides long. It is a transcript of the gene Rufy4, whose product is annotated as RUN and FYVE domain containing 4. The transcript is spliced from 12 exons. Gene Ontology annotation, biological process: positive regulation of macroautophagy. Lineage: Eukaryota; Metazoa; Chordata; Mammalia; Rodentia; Cricetidae. The record is from RefSeq and is a predicted model, not a curated record. Bases 749 to 2728 code for a protein of 659 amino acids.